This is a messenger RNA of Staurois parvus, 488 nucleotides long. The record is from the annotation of a GenBank genome assembly. Lineage: Eukaryota; Metazoa; Chordata; Amphibia; Anura; Ranidae.
ACACACACAGACAUGUACAUACACACAGAAACAUGUACACACAUGCACAGACACAUGUACACACACACACACGUACAGACAUACAUACACACGAACACACAGACACAUGUACAUACACACAAACACAGACGUACACACACACACACACACACACACACACACACACACACACACACACACACACACAUACACACACAAAUACACACAAACACACACCCCCAUAAAAAGUUGCAGUACUUCGUUGUUCACGCACAGAGCCAGGUACUGCACUCUAGGGGGAGGCAGAGAGCACAGCACACACUCCUUCCUUUGCUUUCACUGCGCUCAGCUAUUGAGCAGUCUAACAGCUCCCAGUGCCAAAGACAAAUCCGGCCUGAGCUCCGAGCCUGCUCAGCAAGACGUCCCUGGGGGACACACUCGUCCCCACCAUAGUUUCCACUCACCACUGGCGAGCAGGCGAGUGGAAAUUUCAAGCCCUGUUCUAGAUG